AUGGCGCAUCAAGCAGAUGCUACCCGCAUGCUCGAUGACCGCGGCUACACCGGCACCCUCAUCCGCGGUCAAAACCCUCUCCUGCUUUUCGAAAAAGCCGUCCGCGAUCGCAUAGUAGACUCAUACUACUGGAAAGAGCAAUGCUUCGGUCUCAACGCUGCCACCCUCUGCGAUCGUGCUGUCGACCUGAGUUUCAUCGGCGGCACUUACGGCGUCGGUCAAAAGCCCACUCCAUUUCUCUGUCUCGCUUUCAAACUCCUCCAACUCACGCCUGAGAAAGAAAUCGUAUUGCAUUAUUUGCAACAAGAAGAUUGGAAGUACUUGAGGGCUCUGGCGGCAUUCUAUAUUCGCUUGACUUGGGAACCUAAGGAUAUCUACGAGACGCUCGAGGCAUAUCUAAGUGAUUUCAGAAAGUUGAAGAGGAGGACGAGGGAUGCAUACACUUUGAGCUAUGUUGAUCAGUUCAUCGACGACUUACUCACAAAAGACCGUGUUUGCGCUACAUCGCUUUGGAAGAUGCCGAGCCGUACACAACUGGAGGAUCUCGAUGUGCUGGAACCGCGCGUCAGUCCUCUUGGCGACGAGAUCGAUGAGCUGGAUGCAGAAGAUGAAGACAUGAAGGAUGGAAGUGAUGGCGAGGUCGAAGAAGUCAGAAACGGUGAUUCGAGAUCAAGGAGCCGGAGCUAUGACAGCAGGAGCCGGAGUCGAAGUUACGAGAGAAGAAGAAGCAGGAGCAGAAGCUACGAACGCUACGACAGACGAAGCAGAAGCCGUAGUUACGAAAGAAGGAGAAGCUACAGUCGCGACCGCGACGAUCGGAGGAGAAGUCACAGCCGCGAGCUACCAGACAGGAGAAGGAGCCCACUAUCAAGAUCCAGGUCACGUUCGAGAGGUUGA
Molecule: messenger RNA, 897 nt
Organism: Aureobasidium musti
Lineage: Eukaryota; Fungi; Ascomycota; Dothideomycetes; Dothideales; Saccotheciaceae
Source: the annotation of a GenBank genome assembly